AUUUUUUUUACCCACACACGUAUCCAAAAUCUUUAAUCUAAUCAAAACAACGAAUGAUCGAUAAUAACAAGUGUUAAUAAUUUAACAAUAUUUCGUUCAAUCGUUUCCGUAAUUAACGAAUGACUAAAUGUGAUCGAGUACUUCGCGUUCGUAGAUUAUGUACUGAGCUUAUUGUUUUUAGUUAUUUACCUCUUCAACUGUCAUAAGGAUGACAAUGGGCGAAGAAUCACCAGUUUCCUCACUUGUUCUUCCAGUAUUAAUUCGGCCCGUAUUAUCUCAGCUCGAGAAACGAGAUGUUACAGCAUCGCAGACGUUACGAGCAGCUUUAUCGAAGGCCGAAUCCGUACAUCCAGGAUUCGCUUACGAUCUAGUAGUAGGAAUUAUGCGUAGAGGUGAUCUCAGUGUUAAUAUGAACGAAAGUAUACUACGGUUGCAAGGAGCUGCCUCCGAAUCAGAUGCUAUCGAAUACAGACUGACACGGUCGGAAGAAGCGUUUCAAGAACUGAAUAAGAAAUCUGCCUCGUUAAAAAAGAUUCUCAGUCGUAUUCCAGAUGAAAUAACAGACCGAAAGACUUUCUUGGAGACUAUAAAAGAAAUCGCUAGCGCAAUUAAAAAAUUACUCGAUGCUGUGAACGAAGUAUCCGGAUUCAUUCCUGGUCCGACCAAUAAACAAGCGCUCGAGCAGCGUAAAAGAGAAUUCGUCAAAUUUUCAAAACGAUUUAGUAACACAUUAAAGGAUUAUUUUAAAGAAGGACAAGCGAAUGCAGUAUUCGUCAGCGCCUUGUACUUAAUCCAUCAAACCAACAUGAUAAUGGCAACGGUAAAGAAUAAAUGCGAAUAGUGAACAUAUUCAUACGAACAAUAUAACUAUGCACUAGACAUUCCAAUUCAAACAUAAUUUUUUUCUUAUUCCUUAUCUAUUUUUUUCUCAUUCGUAUAUUUUAGUCUCGAGGACAGAUAACGUUGAAAAAAAAAACACGAAUAAAAAAAACAGGGGCCAUAUUAAUACGAGUUUGUUAUUAAAUUUUAAGAGUUGAUGUUGCAUUUUGAAUUUUUUAUCUUGUUGAAAUUUGUUACGUUAAAUUUUAUCUCGCGUAUAAAUCAGUCGAUGAUUGAUCAUCGUCGUCCAGGUUUUGUUAUAAUAAUUGUGUAUCGAGUCUGUGUGUUCAUCUACAUCAUCUACGUACACACACACCAACAGCAGCAGUGACUCUGGUGUGCCGAUAAUAUUUUUUUUUUUCGAAUUGAUUGUGUCAACGAUACCGAUUUUUUCUUCUUAUUUCAAUCGAGCUGUGAUGUUUUUAUAGCCUAAUAUGGUCCGUUACAGUAUCUCUACCUAUAGCUCUAUAGCAUCCUUCUUAUACCCUAUUUCUUCAUAUUGUUACCUAUCUGUUGGAAUGAUGGAAUUCGUAUGGUUCCGGUUUGUAAAACGCCUAAUACAAAUGUCAUCGGACUGAAUAUGUUCUAUAAACGAUAACGUGGAUCAAUUACAUGUUAGAAAAUGAAAAAUUGAUCUCCAGACCAAAGAAUAAUAAUAUUCCACUAGCGCACUGCUCUGUUAUCCUUUUUCUUUCUCUUUAUUUCUUUCUUUUUAUGUCUCUUACUAGAUUUUAAGUGAAACGAAUCGAACUUAUUUCACUUAAAAGUAUUAUUUUGUAUCUUUUAUUUUAAUUCUCUGUUGAUGUAUAACAAUUUUAAAUACAUAAUUUUGCGAAA
Messenger RNA from Planococcus citri (citrus mealybug), 1716 nucleotides. It is a transcript of the gene Ccm3, whose product is annotated as programmed cell death protein 10 Ccm3. NCBI's taxonomy places the organism in Eukaryota, Metazoa, Arthropoda, Insecta, Hemiptera, Pseudococcidae. Gene Ontology annotation, biological process: positive regulation of MAP kinase activity; regulation of Golgi organization. The coding region runs from base 209 to 841 and encodes 210 amino acids. Gene Ontology annotation, cellular component: FAR/SIP/STRIPAK complex. Gene Ontology annotation, molecular function: protein kinase binding. The record is from RefSeq and is a predicted model, not a curated record. The transcript has 5 exons.